This is a messenger RNA of Pararge aegeria (speckled wood butterfly), 1033 nucleotides long. RefSeq lists its product as uncharacterized. Lineage: Eukaryota; Metazoa; Arthropoda; Insecta; Lepidoptera; Nymphalidae. The record is from RefSeq and is a predicted model, not a curated record. Bases 245 to 925 code for a protein of 226 amino acids. The transcript is spliced from 5 exons.
GUGUGAAGUGAACAAGAGGACGUUUGAAUUUAGAAGGCGGAUCGCGCGGGAAUAUCACGCAUGCGCUCAUUCAACUUGUUUUCCCGCGCACGUUUUGGCGGGAAGCAAUACCAUUGUUCGAUUUUUAAUCUAAAUUUAGUUUGAUUUAAUAAUUCUAGUAGGCACCUCCUGUGGUAACUCUACUUUGGUGUGAAGUGUUGUUAAUCGUCGUUGAUUUUCAAAGAUCUGUCUCCUACAUUCCAAGAUGAAACUAUCAAGGCGAUCCCUUAGAAACAUAUUCAGCGUGCUGUACCUAGUACAUUUGACCUACACCGUGACUGCGACUCAGUUCGCGUCGCAUGUAAGCGUGAACACACCCACUCGAAGCUUUUCUCACGGAGUUGGCGAUCCAGUGUCCGUACUAGAGCGGCGAGCGUACCAUCGGCUCCCACAGAGCCCACCUAUAAGGAAAUUACGCAGGCCAACUUCGCAAAGUCAUGGUGGCUAUCCCAGACACAAGCCAGCCAUACCUUUCCACGUUGAAGAGGUACAUCGUGGCAACACCAUAAGACCAUGGCAUUACAACAACUUCAUGGCUGUUCCGAUACAAGUGCUGCCACCUUCGCCGUACAAAGUGGACUCCCCUGAUCCGGAAUCCUUAUGGCCAAUAGGAUUGUUCAUACCGCCGGUUCCUCCACAGCGAUUUGGAUCUCUUCGACGCGCUGACACUCGUGUUUCCGGAUCAGACCCAGAAGAUCCUUAUCUACUCGAAGGCUCGGAAGCUGUAGCGGCAGUCAUGAAGUCUACUCGUCACGGCCAGCUAUACUUCCAUGACAUACCUCACAUAGAAUCUCUGCUAGCCAACCAAGAUCUCAGAGUCAAAAACAACCUUAAACCCCACCGGAUCGCGAGCAUCCGACAAACGUGGCCAUUCAACAGACCCUAGCCCAAUAAUAAAACAAAACUGUAUAUUUAAAAUUAUUGUAUAUUUUUGUAUAAAUACUAAGGAAAUACUCAUUUUAUAGCUACCUAUACAUUAUUGCAUUUGUAAAAA